This is a messenger RNA of Eutrema salsugineum, 1998 nucleotides long. RefSeq names its product FRIGIDA-like protein 4b. Bases 119 to 1738 code for a protein of 539 amino acids. Lineage: Eukaryota; Viridiplantae; Streptophyta; Magnoliopsida; Brassicales; Brassicaceae. The record is from RefSeq and is a predicted model, not a curated record. The transcript has 3 exons.
AGGUUUUCUUCUUCCUGCAACCAAUCAGUCCACCAUUAUCGUCUCUACUCUUUGAGCUUCGUUUCUUGCCGUAACAAAUUGUCCGAGUUUGAGUUCUUCACCGUCAGAUUAACCGGCGAUGGGGUCGCCCCACGAUCCGGGCGAGUUGAUUGAGUCGGCUCAGCCGAGUUUCGACGAGUUUCAGAGGCAGACGUCUCUGAUGACGAGCUGCAAUCUCCUGUGGAAAGAGCUCUCCGAGCAUUUCACUUCGCUUGAGCAGAAUCUUCUGAAGAAAUCGGAAGCUCUGAAGCAGAUGAUUGAAACCCUAGACAAUCAGACGAAGACCUCGAUCGAGUUGCUUAACCAUCGUGAGGUCACUAUAGACAAAAGCGUCGAGAUCGCGGCUGGGAAAGUCGAGGAGAGAGUCAGAGCCGCGCUUGAGUCGCUAGAGAAAGCUAGAGACGGCGGUUCAAGCGACGGCGACGGUGAGGUUGACGACGGCGACGGGCUUCUUCUAUCCGCACUGAAAUCGCUCUGCCUGAAGAUGGACGCAAGAGGAUUCUGGGAAUUCGUGAUCGCGAGGAAGAAGGAAUUGGAGAAUCUCCGGUCACAGAUUCCGGUGGCGCUGGUGGAUUGCGUGGAUCCGCCGAAGUUAGUACUCGAGGCCGUGUCUGAGGUUUUUCCGGUUGAUAGAAGAGGCGUCGAAGGCGCCGGAGAGAAAGUGACCAACGAUUUUGGAUGGGCUUGUGUGGUGAUUCUGGAGAGUUUGAUACCAGUAAUUGUGGAUCCAUUGAUGGGGAAAUCUCGGUUGCUUGUAACACCUAGCGUCGAGGAGAAGGCUAAAGAGAUUGCUGAGACGUGGAAGGCGAGCUUGGAAGAGAGAGGAGGGAUAGAGAACGUGAAAACCCCUGAUGUUCACACGUUUCUGCAGCAUCUCGUGACUUUUGGAAUCGUUAAGAAAGAAGAUCUUGCUCUGUAUAGGAAGCUUGUUGUUGGAUCAGCUUGGCGCAAACAGAUGCCAAAGCUCGCUCUUUCUGUUGGUUUAGGUGACCAAAUGCCUGACAUGAUUGAAGAGUUAAUCAUCAGGGGACAACAGCUUGAUGCAGUUCAUUUCACUUUCGAAGUCGGUCUUGUACACAAGUUCCCUCCUGUUCCUCUGCUCAAAGCUUAUCUAAGGGAUGCAAAGAAAUCAACAGCUUCAAUCACAGAAGACCCCAACAAUCCUGGCCGAUCUGCGCAUCUCGUGGCACGCAAGAAGCAAUCAGCACUAAGAGCGGUCAUAAAGUGCAUAGAAGAAUACAAACUCGAGGAAGAGUUCCCGCCUGAGGAUCUCAAGAAGCGGCUGGACCAGCUAGAGAAGACCAAAACCGAGAAGAGAAAACCAGCAACUAUUCCGGCCAACAAGAGAACACGAGCGAGCUACAACGGUCCAAUGCCACCGGCCAAAGCAGGGCGUAUCACAAACGCAUACGUCUCCUCAUUCCCUCCGGCACCACCAACAUUCAUCAGAUCACCAAGCCAUUCUCCUCAGUACGGUGUACCAGCAUACACCACAUCCCCGCCUACCAUCUACAGCAACAGGAGCCCUCCUUACCAAUACUCACCAGAGGCGGUUCACGGGUCGUACCAAGCUUCUCCGGUUAGUUAUCCGGCGGCGUAUGGUGGCUACUGCAGUCCGGUGGCUGCUCCUGCUCCUCCUGUUUACCAUCCUCACCCACACCACCACCACCACCACCAUAUUCAGCAUGCUUACUAUUGAUUAGUCAAUGAGACUGACCAAAAAAUGAAGUUGGUAAGUAACCAAACCACUGAUCUUAUGGUGUCUCUGUUUUGUCUCCACGUCGUCGUUUUGUUGUAAUCUCUUUCUCUCUCUCUCUCCAAAUUUGCAUCUAACAUUCUCAACCUCUCUGCCUCUGAAUUAGUAGCCCUACUGUGUGUUUAUUAAUUUAUACAUAUCUCUUCCCUUUCGCAAUUGUUCUGUAAUUCAACAAAUCAAAACUUAUUUCAGUGCUUAGAUUA